Molecule: messenger RNA, 642 nt
Organism: Camellia sinensis
Lineage: Eukaryota; Viridiplantae; Streptophyta; Magnoliopsida; Ericales; Theaceae
Source: RefSeq, a predicted model, not a curated record
GGCUGAGGUUGCUACCAUGCCUAGUAGAUCUUCAAUUAAACUAAGAUGGGGAAGCUGAAAAGACUCAUUCAACCUAGGGACAUUACCAUAAACAUUGGAAAGGAUGCCCCAAUUCCCGAAUGCCCUAUCCCUGGUGAAAGAAAUAAGGCAUGACAACACAGUUACAUGGCUUGCUUUUUGGAAUGAUCCAAUCAACCCAAAGGAAUUCAAAUACGUGUUCUUGGUAGCUAACAGUUCUUUGAAAGGGCAAAGUGACAAGGAGAAAUAUGAGAAAUUAAGGAUGUUGAAGGACUACAUACAAGGCAUCAGAGCAACAUAUACUAAGGAUUUUGCUAGUAAGGAUAUCACAAGGCGGCAAAUAGCAGUUGCCACCUAUCUUAUUGAUAAACUAGCUCUCAGGGCAGGCAAUGAGAAGGUAUGGUGUAUGUAAUUGUUUUCAUCAUGUUUAUGUUUAUCUUUUACUCUCUUGUUCAUGGAACAUCCUCUUUCUUUUUCAUCCCAAUGUAGAAACAUAGUUGAGAAUCUGACAACAGGUAAUUGGUUAAGACUCUGUUGGAUGGGGUGGACAACCUUCUCUGUGGAGGAAACAUAGUGAUGCAGAUCAUCUUACAGAUGCUAAUAGUGUUUUAUUUACUUUAUAUA